Messenger RNA from Mesocestoides corti, 246 nucleotides. NCBI's taxonomy places the organism in Eukaryota, Metazoa, Platyhelminthes, Cestoda, Cyclophyllidea, Mesocestoididae. The record is from the annotation of a GenBank genome assembly.
GGCUCGGGUAUUCUACAGUGGUGUAGCGGACUGACAGUUGGCAGCCAUAUUGGUGAGGGUAGUCAGCACGGCGCGGAGGCGACGUCACGUGACCGGGGGUGUGACUUCCGGCUGCGUGGCGGCGUGCGGGCAUGGAAUGACGCGCCGGGGGCUGAAAGCCAAUCCGCUCACGAGUUUUCCGUCUCCAUUGUAGCGACGCGAAACGGACCAACGGGAGAACAGGAAGAACAGGACAAGGAUAUAUAA